Camellia sinensis is the source of this 1192-nucleotide messenger RNA. Its product is annotated as PHD finger protein ING1. The record is from RefSeq and is a predicted model, not a curated record. Lineage: Eukaryota; Viridiplantae; Streptophyta; Magnoliopsida; Ericales; Theaceae.
ACCACCACGGACGUGGGCCAUUUUUAGGCUCCUAUAUCUGUGGCGGGAAGAGUAAACGAGGAAGCUGCAAACAUUACCACUGAUUGGGCACCGAAUCACCCACCAAUUCCUCGUACCAAUGUCGUUUCUCGAAGAUUUUCAAGCUAAUUUGGAAUCAUUGCCAAAUAUGCUUCAAAGGAAGUACACAUUGUUGCGUGAUUUAGAUAAAAGUUUACAAGAUAUCCAACACCAAAAUGAACAACGUUGCGAACAGGAAAUAGAAGAAAUGAAGCACGAAAUCAAGUCUGGCAACAUUACGCCAAAUGCUUCAAAUAUCAGGUUCUCAGAUGAGGCACUUGAUGAACAAAAGCAUGCCGUCAGGAUUGCUGAUGAGAAAGUUGCAUUGGCCGUUCAAGCAUAUGAUUUGGUAGAUGCUCAUAUUCAACAACUUGAUCAAUAUCUGAGAAAAAUUGAUGAAGAGCUUCGGAGUGAAAGAGAAAGUGUUGCUGUGACAGGGUCAGCUGCUCAAAACCUCAACAGUAAUGUUAAAUCCCGGAGGGGCAGUGAGAGUGGAAGAGGAGGGCGUAAGAAAAGAAUAUAUAUGAAGUCUAAAGCGCCUAUUUGUGCAGGACUCGCCGAGGCACAGCAAAUGCAGCAGCAGCAACUGCAAAUCCAACCAGUAUGGAUUUGGAUCUACCAGUGGAUCCCAAUGAACCCACAUACUGUUUCUGCAACCAAGUGAGCUAUGGAGAGAUGGUUGGAUGCGACAAUCCUGAUUGUAAGAUAGAAUGGUUCCAUUAUGGCUGUGUUGGUCUGAAAGAACAACCCAAGGGAAAGUGGUAUUGUUCGGAAUGUGUUGGGAUGCAAAAUCGUAGGAAAGGCAAAUGAUUGGAGGCAUUGGUUUCAGUAACAUAUACAUUAGGGAUGUUCAGCUUUACUCUGAUGUUAUUUAUUGUUGAACACCACAGUACUUUGAAACAACAAAUUUUGAGGUAUGUUAUGAAAUAUUUGGAUUGGUUAAUCUCUUUAAAAGUUUUGUACACAUUAAUUCACCUGAUUAUAUCUUUUACUAUUAUAUUGGGAAGGUUGUGGUUCUCAACCAAACAUGUGCUUCUCUCUAGGUUAUAUUUUCUUCCUAGUUUGUAAACAGGAAUAAUUUUUUGUGUGCCAAGAAUUUUUCUGGCCUUUCAAUUUCACCUAUCUCAUUCCAAUA